This is a messenger RNA of Colletotrichum godetiae, 494 nucleotides long. RefSeq lists its product as uncharacterized. Lineage: Eukaryota; Fungi; Ascomycota; Sordariomycetes; Glomerellales; Glomerellaceae. The coding region runs from base 85 to 375 and encodes 96 amino acids. The record is from RefSeq and is a predicted model, not a curated record. The transcript has 2 exons.
AUUCAGUUCCGCACUCACUACAACCUCAAGUCACACAUUCGCUCUUACAGCCUACACCACAACAACCAAAUCCAUCCCAUCAAAAUGCAGUUCUCCACUACUUUCACCCUCGCCAUGAGCGCCCUGGUCACCCUCGCUGCCGCGGGUACCAUUCCCGCCGGCGACGCCAACACCGUCUUCCCCUCCGAGCUCUGCGGUACCGGCUACGCCUCGUGCGGCAAGGCCGGUACCAACGGCGAUGGCGGAUCUCGCUGCGCGCUGACCUGCACCUAUGCCGGCGGACCUACCUCGACCGGUACCUGCCAAUGCCCCAAGGGAUACUACGUGGACACUUGCAUCAGCGGUGGUGCUUUCAACCGUCGCCACAAGUGCUAGAGGAUUUCGGACUCAUCGAAAUCAGUGGUUGUUCGGAAUAUCCUGGCUAGGACUUAACAGUGCUGGGUGGUUAUUCAUUCGUUUAAAAAGUGAUGUCAUCGCUUUGGCUUGUCGUUAAG